Schistocerca gregaria is the source of this 1512-nucleotide messenger RNA. RefSeq lists its product as uncharacterized. The transcript has 2 exons. NCBI's taxonomy places the organism in Eukaryota, Metazoa, Arthropoda, Insecta, Orthoptera, Acrididae. The record is from RefSeq and is a predicted model, not a curated record. Gene Ontology annotation, molecular function: protein binding. Bases 84 to 1298 code for a protein of 404 amino acids. Gene Ontology annotation, cellular component: mitochondrial matrix.
ACUUUUUUUUUUCUCAUGCGAAUAUUGAAGUCGUCGGGUGUCUGUUCGUUAUAUGGUAAUAUAUAUGGGGGCAUGUUUUCAUAAUGAAUCGUUUACUUGGCGCAAUAGCACAAGGCGAAUUUAGUGGUAUCUUAACACACCAAUCUCGCCGCCAACUGAUUCAUCUUCAUGGCCCAGACUCUGCAAAACUACUUCACUCUUUGACGACGAAGAAUGUGUCAGCAAUUCAGUCUGUUUCUCCCGAUGCGUUUGGCAGUGACUGCUUUUUUACAGCUUUUUUGAAUGACAAAGGUCGUAUACUUUGCGAUGCCUUGAUGUACCAUCGUCCUUCGCAAAGAUCAUUUUGGAUAGAAGCGGACAAGGACUGCUUGCAAAUAUUGCAGGAGCAUUUAGAAAAGUAUAAAAUGCGGAAUCAAGUACAUCUAGACCAAGUCGAACAAAACAAAAUUUAUCGCAUUUAUUCACUUGUCGCUACGUCCGAGGAACAUCAGAAAAGCAUAGUCUUAUGGCUUUUGAAUACAAAAACUCAAUUCGAUGUCAAUUUUUACCAGGAUCCGAGAUGGCCGCUUGCGCUUCGAUUGAUUGUACCAUUCGACAAAAACCCACUUGACGGUCUCCCAAAACACAUUAUGGUGCUGGACGACUCAAGUACCAACAUUUAUACGUGGCUUCGAUUUUUAAACGGAAUUCCGGAAUACCCGGAACUUAUCUCUGGUCGGUCUAUUCCGCUUGAAUUCAAUUUAGAAUAUUUGAACGGAAUUGACUUCGACAAAGGAUGCUAUUUGGGUCAAGAACUGAUAGCCCGAACACGUUAUACCGGUCUUAUCAGAAAGCGACUGUUUCCUGUUAUUUCAUGCAGUUAUUCUUUUGAUUCAAGUGAAAAUUUGUCAUCUUUUCAUCGACUGCCGCCUUCCGUUUUGAAUCCUCUUCAAAUUGGUCCAGAUAGCCUGAUACCGCUGGAUCUGUUCGAGAAAAGUUCAGAAGGCUCUGCUUGCACAGUUUCUCAGCUGAGACAGUUUUAUAGCAUUUCGAAUAAGCUAACAGACGGUGCGAAUUUGCGUCCUCUGACAUUUCCAAUUGAAGAAGAUCCACCUGCAGGCGAGGUAAAGGGCAGAGUCAGAUGUUCGGCCGUCACCAAGCAUAUAUGGAACGUCGGGUUGGCCAUGGUCCAAAUCGAACAUUUAGAAACAGCCAAGUCAAGUGGAUGUUGCUUUAUUGACACCACCGCAAAAAAACUCGUCAAAAUCGUUUUUCCGAAUUGGUAUCAGCAAUACCAAUCUGACGACGAAUCAAAAUAAAACCAACAAAAAAAAAGCCAAUGGCGCCCCCACAAGAUGCGCAGUUCUUCGAGUGCAAUGUUAGGUAAUAAAAUAGGAUCUCAAGCAGUAACCUCUCAGUUCGUGUACAGACGGAAACACUGCAGUAAUGGAUACGUGCAGCAAAACAAAGCUAGGGUUAUUCGCCGUCGAAUACCGAAGGGCCUUCCGACAUUUUUUUUCGAACGUUACCGGC